GUCAGGGAAACAAAUUGAUUUGCAGAAGCUUAAGCAAUUAUGCUGAAGCUCUGAACUGUGAAUCGAUGUAUAACCUUCAGCUUCGCAUGUUUUCAAUACUUGUCGGUUCCGCCAAGAAUUCCCACCAAAAUCUAGUGCAAUCGAUUGCUUCCGCGAACUCGAAGCGAAGGAAUCGGACCCAAAUUCCGUUGCCGCACAGAACGAUUCCGGAACCCAUAGGUCAAGACCUUGAUUUCGUGAAUGUAGCUCACAGUCACCUCACUCACUCCGACUGGGCCAAGCUCGAAUCUUUAGCCUCCCGGUUAACGCCGUUCAGAGUCAAGCACGUUCUGCUGAAAGCCCAAAAGGAUUACGUACUUUCCCUCGAGUUCUUCAGAUGGGUUGAGCUUAAAAACCCUAAAUUGCAUACCCUCGAGACUCGUUCGAUAAUUCUCCAUGUUCUUACUAAGAACCGGAAGUUUAAGUCGGCAGAGUCCAUUGUAAGGAAGUCGAUUGAAGCGGGCAUUGAUCUCCCAGGUAAGCUCUUCGAUGCCGUGCUAUAUUCAUAUAGGGUUUGUGAUUCUUCGCCCCGCGUUUUCGAUUUGUUGUUUAAAACAUGCGCACAUAUGAAGAAGUUUAGGAAUGCUACGGAUAUGUUUUGUAGUAUGAAGGAAUAUGGGUUUCUCCCCACCGUUGAGUCUUGCAAUGCGUACAUUAGCUCGUUGAUGAGCUUGAACCGGGCCGAUAUUGCCUUGGCGUUUUACAGGGAAAUGCAGAGGUCUAGGGUUUCGCCUAAUGUAUAUACUGUGAAUAUGGUUAUUGGUGCGUUUUGCAAGUCAGGGAAACUGGAAAAGGCUGUUGAAGUGUUUAGGGAAAUGGAGAAUAUUAAUUUGAAGCCUAAUGUUGUGUCUUAUAACACUUUGAUUGCGGGGCACUGUAAUAAUGGCCUGUUCAAUGUUGCUAUGAAGCUUAAGAAUUCAAUGGAGCAGAAUGGGGUUUGCCCCAAUAAUGUUACUUUUGGUACACUUAUCCAUGGGUUAUGCAAGGAAGGGAAACUGCACGAGGCUAAUAAGCUUUUCAGCGAGAUGAAAAGAGUUGGUGUGGCUCCGAGUGUUGUUACUUACAAUACAAUGAUCAAUGGAUACAGCAAAGUUGGAAACAGUGAGAUGGGCAAUCGGUUUUAUGAAGAGAUGUCGAGUAAUGGAGUUAAGGCUGAUAUCUUGACUUAUAAUGCGUUGAUAUUGGGAUUUUGCCGGGAGGGGAAAACAAAGAAAGCGGCUUAUUUGGUGAAAGAACUUGAUAAGGUAGGCCUGGUACCGAAUUCCUCUACUUUCUCUGCCCUCAUUAUUGGACAGUGUGUAAGGAAGAACUCCGAUCGUGCCUUUCAACUCUACAAAAGUAUGGUCAGAGCUGGUUGUCACCCAAAUGAAUCUAUUUUCAAUAUGUUAGUAUCCACAUUCGUCAAGAAUGAGGAUUAUGAUGGAGUACUGCAAGUAUUGAAGGAGAUGCAAGAAAGAUCUGUUACUAUUGACUCAGUUAUCUUGACUGAGAUUCUUGAUGGACUUUGUAAAUGUGGCAAAGAGGAAGUAGUCAGAAAGCUGUUCCAGGAGAUUGAAGCAAGAUGCCUCAUGCCCAAAGGUUUUGACCAAACUCGAAUCUUUGGCUCUAGGUGAAAUGCUGUCCAACUCAUAUUUUCACUCUGAAAGCUCACGAGUACAAUCGUACAAUGAGUCGAAGCAGCAGGAGAAAUUCUUUGGGUCAUUGAGCAUUAAGCCAUUCUUCGUUAGAGCUGUUUGGUUGUGCUGUUGCUUUACAGUCUCACCCUUUGAUGAUUGGGUGUCUAACUCUAUAUCAAUGCCCUCUUUCGCCACACUUAUGCUUGCUUUUUAGCAUCUGAUGGUUGCAAGAUCCUCUUCAUUCUGCGCUCCAACAAUUAUUUGAUGUUACAGCCAUAGUCGGAGUGUUCCCCAAACGAUUGGUAGUCUUCACGUAGUCAACAUUGUCACAUUUGAUGUUGCAGCCAUAGUCGGAGUGUUCCCCAAACGAUUGGUAAUCUUCACGUAGUCAACAUUGUCACUACCAAGGUACGUUUCCACCAUAUGUUUUGAAUGACUUCCUGAGUCUUUGUCUUUUAUAUUCUCAACCCUCAGGUCCUUUUUGGACACAUUCUGGAGCUUUUUCCUGUGUAAUCUGUUAGAUACUGCAUCGGGUAUUCUCGUCCACAAGAUCUGUGAAGAAAAUGAACCUGUAAUUUCAUUUUUGUCCUAUUGAGGAAGGAAGAUUUCCCAGACUGUUCUCUGCUUGAUUGCUCACUUUCAUUCUUCGAGUGACGAGGCAACUCGCAACCAUUACCAGAGAGUGUGUACUGGGUAAACUCCACAUUAUGACCUAAGUCAGCAAAGGACUACAAGGUUGAUGCAGUCCAUUUCUGUUAGUCUGUUACCAUUUGUUCUACUUGCAAACUCUUGUACUAUAUUUGUUGUUGUAUAAUACAUAUGGGAGUUUCAUGUAUACAAAAAUACACUUGGUAUGUAUUAGAUUUGGCUAAAGAUAUUUUGGGAUAAGUGGACUUAUCCCUAUUUGUACCUAAAACCAAACAUACCUACGAUUGCAAAUGAAACAUAACAAAAGGAUUUUCUACGGCA
Molecule: messenger RNA, 2624 nt
Organism: Ipomoea triloba (trilobed morning glory)
Lineage: Eukaryota; Viridiplantae; Streptophyta; Magnoliopsida; Solanales; Convolvulaceae
Product: pentatricopeptide repeat-containing protein At4g26680, mitochondrial
Exons: 2
Coding region: 66-1652 (528 amino acids)
Molecular function (GO): protein binding
Source: RefSeq, a predicted model, not a curated record